AUGACUUCGGAUUGGAGGACAUUCAGCGAAGACUCAGCAAUGAAAUAUCUUUACAGAAUACUAGGAGAUCAAGCUCGAGUAUCUGGUUCUGUUUAUCAUUUCGUCAAAACAAGAGAUUUAAAAUGGCUCCUAGAAGAAGUUACUGCCAAUUCAAAUUUACCCGUACAUAUUGAUUGGCAAUAUGUAUCAGGUAAUUACUGGUUGGAAUUCGACCCGCCGUAUGUCAAUUCAUACAACAACGUGUCAAACAUUAUCGCUAUAUUGGAAGGGGAAAGCGGGGUCAAAGAAGAUAGUAUUGGAACAUCUCUAUUAGUGAACUGUCACUACGAUUCUGUACCUUUUGCUAUAGGUGCAUCUGAUAAUGGAAUCUUCUGUGCCGCUAUGGUCGAGAUCUUGGUUAAACUAUCAAGAAGAAAAGAGAAAUUCAAACAGAACAUAAUCUUUUUAUUCAAUGGAGCAGAAGAAAAUGUAUUGAUGGGUAGUCAUGGCUUUCUAAAACAUCCCUGGUCUAAAAAUAUAAGUUCUGUUAUUAAUUUAGAUUCUGCCGGUAUGAAUGGUAGACCAAGUGUUUUUCAGGUAACAAACCCCCAAAUUCUGCCUCACUAUAGUAAAACCCCAAGGCCGACAGCACAAGCCGUGGGUCAAUUCUUGUUUCAAAGCGGUAUAAUACCUUCUGAUACAGAUUUUAGGAUAUGGAGGGAUUUUGGAAAUAUUACUGGUUUAGACAUAGCAUUCACAGAGAGCGGUCACGUGUAUCACACUAGAUAUGACAAGCCUCAAAUGAUACAGACGGGUGUCAUACAACACGCGGGGGACAUGCUGAUUACAUUAAUAGCGGGAGUAGCCGAGCGGAGACAGGGGGACGAACAGGAUAACUCGUCACCAGUGUAUUAUGAUUAUUUGAGUUUAUUUUUAAUAUCGUACAGUGAGAGGCAGUCUCAAAUCAUAGAUGGCGUUGUCGCUGUUUUAGGACUAAUGAGUGUUGUAUACUAUAUGUGGCUGUUUGGAUUGAGAUGGUCGGUGUUGAGAGAUCUAUUGUGUUCUUUAGCCGGUAGACUCGUGUGUAUUGUAGCCGGUGUAUUAACAGUUGCAUUAUUAACACUGGCAACAAUAUUACUCGAUAUGGGUGUUGCCAGAUAUAUGCAAUUGAGAUACUUAUCAUAUAAAUGGCUGGUAGUUCCUUUCUACUGGCUACCAUAUUUUACUUCUUAUAUACUAGUAUCAUUUUUAUAUGAUGGUCAUUGUAACAAUAAAGUGAAUCGUUCUAUAAAGAGUUUACAAGCUAUGACUGCCACCCGACUCCUCUUGUCUAUGUUGUUGUUAAUAUCAGUAGCUUUACCAUCUUUGUCGAAGGUGCGUUAUGUUUUAACGGUGAUAGUAUUGAUGACGUCACUAUGCUCAUUCAUUACUAUGACGUGUGUCAGGAGAUUCAGAUUGACUGGUGUCCAACACCUGUUGCUACAAGUGUUUCUCUCCGUCCCUCUCUCUCUCUUCUGUUUCUCUCUAUCUCUCCGUCUCUCUCCGUUUCUCUCCUCUAUCUUGGGUCGUUCGGGUUCCAACUACCCGGAUAUCAUGAUGGCGGGUGCUAGCGCCGGUCUCGCUGUAGUCUUCGGUUUUGGCGUGUCAGGUAUAGAGUUAUUAUUCUCUAAGUCGUACAUGUCCCGCGUACUAUGUUCGUUGUUGUGUGUAUGGCUCGUGUUGUCGCUCGUGCCGAUAACUCAGUACGGGGGCGAGGUUACGCAGAGGCAUUACUGGUUUCACACAAAAAUAACAACCUACAACUCAAGUCUAGCGCCAAUAGAUGUGAAUUCUGGUGUAGUUAUAAUGAAAUUGGAUCCGUACACUGUACAGUCAGCUUUAAAAGCUAUAAAAGAGAGUCCAUUUUACUCUGAAAACGAACAAACGAACGAAACAUUCAUCAAAGGAAUCAAAAUUAUUGAUGAAGAGUGCAAUGACCUCGUGAACUGCAACCUACCCUCUAUAAGACCACGGAGGAAUAGCCUUUUUCUCAAAAUGGAUCCACCGAGAGAAUUCAAUCGUUCAUUUAACUUGGUUAAUAAAUACUGUGACGAAACGAAAUGUCAUAUGAGUUUUAUAAUGCGUGGCGCAGCACACAACGCUAUAACUCUAUAUCCGUAUUUCAAUAUAACCGCGUGGUCUUUAGAACCAGAAGUUAAAUCAACGACUACCUUCAAAGACAGACCUCUGUACGUUAUAUACCACGCGUGUAACACAUACGUGGAGUUCUUUGAACCUUUUGAGUUCAAUAUUACUAUGGAGGUAGGUUGA
Molecule: messenger RNA, 2289 nt
Organism: Danaus chrysippus (African queen)
Lineage: Eukaryota; Metazoa; Arthropoda; Insecta; Lepidoptera; Nymphalidae
Source: the annotation of a GenBank genome assembly